Molecule: messenger RNA, 1428 nt
Organism: Colletotrichum phormii
Lineage: Eukaryota; Fungi; Ascomycota; Sordariomycetes; Glomerellales; Glomerellaceae
Product: fungal pheromone mating factor STE2 GPCR-domain-containing protein
Exons: 4
Coding region: 166-1428 (420 amino acids)
Biological process (GO): G protein-coupled receptor signaling pathway
Cellular component (GO): G protein-coupled receptor homodimeric complex; membrane
Molecular function (GO): pheromone binding; mating-type factor pheromone receptor activity
Source: RefSeq, a predicted model, not a curated record
GUUCAAAUGGAUCAAACGAGUGAACGCAAGCUAAAGCGAGCUGUCACAGGCCCUCUCUGUAACUUUGGGAUGCCGUGUAGCGGCCCGAAUUCUUCUCCAACCUGAGAUUCUCGGGCCUUGUGGUAUGUGAUACGCGAUUGAUCACUGCUUGUAAUCUUCUUCGCAAUGAAUAUCAACAUUGCCUCUGCUAUUUUCUUCCUUCACCCUGAAAGGAGGAGAGUAACGCGCCAGACGGUCCAGUCUCACCUUGGCACUGAAAGCAUGGCUGAAUUCAACCCUUUCGACCAAAUUCUCGUACUAAAGACGUCUCUCAAUACGGCCGAGGACACAUAUUUGGCCGUGAGCCCGAUGAUGAUAGACGGCCUCUACAAGCAAGACAUUGGCACAUGCGCCAACUACAGCUCCCAAAUCGGUGCAAGUUUCAUGAUGCUACUGAUCGUCAUUUCCAUGACGCCUUCGAUGAGGCUUAUCAAGGCUUCCCUCUGUGUUCACGUUGCUGCUCUAGUUGUCAACACAGUCCGCAUGACGCUGCUGGUACUAUUCUUUACAUCACCCAACUGGACCAACUUUUACACCCGCUUUGCAUCAGACUACUCCCGCGUCACUGCAGCUGACUUCCAUCUGAGCAUCACGACGGAAGCGACUUCGCUGGUCUUGCACAUACUUGUCCAGGUGUCAUUGGGAAUACAGGCGUGGGCUCUUGUUAAGCUGUUGCCGAGGCCCUGGAAAGGGGGCGUUGUUGUGCUGUCUUGCUUUGUGUCAGCAUCUGCCAUAGGACUACGUCUCGGGCUCUGCAUCAUCCAGAUCAAUGCUAUCCUUAUGCUGUCGCCCGCACAUGCCAUAUGGGUAGCUCAAGGUAGCGGCGUUGUCGGAGCAAUCUCUAUUGCAUACUACUGCGCACUGUUCAAUAUCAAGCUUCUCAUACACCUUGUAAAGAACCGGGGCAUUCUCCCAAGGCGGCAACGACUAAAUGCAAUGGAAGUACUAAUCAUUACGAAUGGAAUUCUGAUGGUCAUACCCGUCGUCUUCGCUGCCAUGAAUUGGGGCUCCUGGUCAACCCUCGAAUUAGGCUCGUUGACUUACACGUCGGUCGUCGUUUUUCUACCUCUAGGAACCUUGAUCGCUUCCCGCGUCUCAGCCAAUACGUCACGAGGAAAACCGCAGCCAAGAUUAUGUAUGAUAAAUUCGGAUACACCUCCCAAGGCAUCUCCAACCAUUGGAUUACGGCCUCAUCUAUAUGGGAAUGUGGACGGUGCCGUUACAUCGCACAUAGAGUCCAGUCUUCCCCGCCAACGCGAUCAGACUGGCGGCAUUGAUUUGAUCGACAUCGAGUUGCAACGAAUCGACGGAGACUAUCUUGAGAAGGGAUUCAUCAGAGUGAACCGAAAGGUGGAAUUCUGUGAAGAGCGCGUCUCAGCCAGACGAUAA